Messenger RNA from Schistocerca serialis cubense, 1674 nucleotides. RefSeq names its product basic salivary proline-rich protein 2-like. The transcript has 4 exons. NCBI's taxonomy places the organism in Eukaryota, Metazoa, Arthropoda, Insecta, Orthoptera, Acrididae. The record is from RefSeq and is a predicted model, not a curated record. Bases 1 to 1674 code for a protein of 557 amino acids.
AUGUCCCGCAACAGUGAACCGGAGGAGCAGCCCCCGGAGGAGCAGCCCCCGGAGGAGCAGCCCCCGGAGGAGCAGCCCCCGGAGGAGCAGCCCCCGGAGGAGCAGCCCCCGGAGGAGCAGCCCCCGGAGGAGCAGCCCCCGGAGGAGCAGCCCCCGGAGGAGCAGCCCCCGGAGGAGCAGCCCCCGGAGGAGCAGCCCCCGGAGGAGCAGCCCCCGGAGGAGCAGCCCCCGGAGGAGCAGCCCCCGGAGGAGCAGCCCCCGGAGGAGCCCCCAUCUGCACAGAGCCAGUUGCACAGCAAUUCAUCAGACAACGCUGAUGAAAUAAUUGUUAACAAACGACGGGAAGAAAUAAGGACCUCUGUAACUAAAGCAGGUGAAGAAAUUCAAGGAGACAAAAAGCUAACUAAGAAGAGUUGUAUCAAUGAGACAUGUGAACAAGCUGUGAAGGCCAGGAAGAGAGCAAGGGCGGGUACACACUCCGGUGACGAGCCGGAGGGUACACACUCCGGUGACGAGCCGGAGGGUACACACUCCGGUGACGAGCCGGAGGGUACACACUCCGGUGACGAGCCGGAGGGUACACACUCCGGUGACGAGCCGGAGGGUACACACUCCGGUGACGAGCCGGAGGGUACACACUCCGGUGACGAGCCGGAGGGUACACACUCCGGUGACGAGCCGGAGGGUACACACUCCGGUGACGAGCCGGAGGGUACACACUCCGGUGACGAGCCGGAGGGUACACACUCCGGUGACGAGCCGGAGGGUACACACUCCGGUGACGAGCCGGAGGGUACACACUCCGGUGACGAGCCGGAGGGUACACACUCCGGUGACGAGCCGGAGGGUACACACUCCGGUGACGAGCCGGAGGGUACACACUCCGGUGACGAGCCGGAGGGUACACACUCCGGUGACGAGCCGGAGGGUACACACUCCGGUGACGAGCCGGAGGGUACACACUCCGGUGACGAGCCGGAGGGUACACACUCCGGUGACGAGCCGGAGGGUACACACUCCGGUGACGAGCCGGAGGGUACACACUCCGGUGACGAGCCGGAGGGUACACACUCCGGUGACGAGCCGGAGGGUACACACUCCGGUGACGAGCCGGAGGGUACACACUCCGGUGACGAGCCGGAGGGUACACACUCCGGUGACGAGCCGGAGGGUACACACUCCGGUGACGAGCCGGAGGGUACACACUCCGGUGACGAGCCGGAGGGUACACACUCCGGUGACGAGCCGGAGGGUACACACUCCGGUGACGAGCCGGAGGGUACACACUCCGGUGACGAGCCGGAGGGUACACACUCCGGUGACGAGCCGGAGGGUACACACUCCGGUGACGAGCCGGAGGGUACACACUCCGGUGACGAGCCGGAGGGUACACACUCCGGUGACGAGCCGGAGGGUACACACUCCGGUGACGAGCCGGAGGGUACACACUCCGGUGACGAGCCGGAGGGUACACACUCCGGUGACGAGCCGGAGGGUACACACUCCGGUGACGAGCCGGAGGGUACACACUCCGGUGACGAGCCGGAGGGUACACACUCCGGUGACGAGCCGGAGGGUACACACUCCGGUGACGAGCCGGAGGGUGAAGAUGAUGAACCAGUAGUUGGCUUUUACAACAGGGAUGGGAAGUGGCAUUACCAAGAGGAACCUUAA